Nanorana parkeri is the source of this 3802-nucleotide messenger RNA. It is a transcript of the gene USP15, whose product is annotated as ubiquitin specific peptidase 15. The transcript is spliced from 22 exons. Gene Ontology annotation, molecular function: cysteine-type deubiquitinase activity. Gene Ontology annotation, biological process: protein deubiquitination. The record is from RefSeq and is a predicted model, not a curated record. Lineage: Eukaryota; Metazoa; Chordata; Amphibia; Anura; Dicroglossidae. The coding region runs from base 37 to 2985 and encodes 982 amino acids.
UCCCAGAAUGCAGCGCGCAGCUGUCAGUGCAGGAAGAUGGCGGAGGGCGGAGUGGUUGAUCUGGAGACUCAGAGAGCAGAAGUGUCAACGCUGCUGAAGACCCCGCUUCGAAGAGGGGACACCUGGUACUUGAUUGACAGUCGUUGGUUCAAGCAGUGGAAGAAGUAUGUGGGUUUUGACAGCUGGGACAAGUAUCAGAUGGGAGAUCAGAAUGUGUAUCCAGGUCCCAUUGAUAACUCGGGACUCCUCAAAGAUACUGACGCACAGUCUCUUAAGGAACAUCUUAUUGAUGAGCUUGAUUACAUUCUGUUGCCUACCGAAGGAUGGAACAAGCUUGUUAGCUGGUACACACUGAUGGAAAAUCAGGAACCCGUAUCUCGCAAGGUAGUUGAACAGGGUAUGUUUGUAAAGCACUGCAAAGUAGAAGUUUACUUAACUGAACUUAAACUGUGCGAGAAUGGCAAUAUGAGCAACGUGGUAACAAGGCGAUUUAGUAAAGCUGACGCAAUAGAUAUGAUUGAAAAGGAGAUGAGGAGAAUAUUCAGUAUUCCAGAUGAAAAAGAGACCAGACUGUGGAACAAAUACAUGAGCAAUACAUUUGAGCCUCUAAAUAAACCAGAAAGCACUAUACAGGAUGCUGGCUUGUAUCAAGGACAGAUGCUAGUAAUAGAACAGAAAAAUCCAGAUGGACAGUGGCCAAGAGGUUCUAUGCCGAAGUCCUCAGGUACUCACAAAUUUUCAACAUUACCAAAGGUUUCUCCUCCACCCCUGUCAAAUAAUUAUAACAACUUCAGCAGCAGAAAUGUGAAAAAUUCAAACUAUUGUCUGCCUUCAUAUGCUGCUUACAAAAACUAUGAUUACUCGGAGCCAGGAAGACACAAUGAGCAGCCGGGACUAUGUGGCUUAAGUAACCUGGGAAACACUUGUUUUAUGAAUUCUGCCAUUCAGUGUUUGAGCAAUACACCGCCACUAACUGAAUACUUCCUUAAUGAUAAGUAUCAAGAUGAACUGAACCUAGAUAACCCUUUAGGCAUGAGAGGAGAAAUAGCCAAAUCUUAUGCCGAGCUCAUCAAACAAAUGUGGUCAGGAAAAUACAGCUAUGUAACUCCAAGAGCAUUCAAGACUCAGGUAGGCCGCUUUGCACCUCAGUUUUCUGGUUAUCAACAGCAGGAUUGCCAAGAACUGCUUGCUUUCUUAUUAGAUGGCUUACAUGAGGAUUUAAAUCGAAUUAGAAAGAAGCCUUACAUCCAACUAAAGGAUGCCGAGGGGAGACCAGACGAGGUGGUGGCAGAGGAAGCCUGGGAGAACCACAUAAAGCGCAAUGACUCCAUUAUAGUUGAUAUAUUUCACGGGUUAUUUAAAUCUACCCUAGUAUGUCCUGAAUGUUCUAAAAUUUCUGUUACUUUUGAUCCUUUUUGUUACUUGACACUUCCACUACCAAUGAAGAAAGAGCGUACCCUGGAAGUGUAUCUUGUUAGGCUGGAUCCUCUUUCCAAACCUAUGCAGUAUAAAGUAGUUGUUCCAAAGAUUGGAAACAUUAUGGACCUUUGUACAGCUCUUUCAUUACUUUCAGAUGUUCCCCCCGAAAAGAUGGUAGUCACAGAUAUUUACAACCAUAGGUUUCACAGGAUAUUUGCUAUGGAUGAAAACUUGAGUAGUAUAAUGGAACGUGAUGACAUAUAUGUAUUUGAAACAUCUAUAAACAGGACAGAAGAUACAGAACAAGUCAUAAUUCCCAUAUAUUUACGAGAGAAAUUUCGCCAUGCCAGUUACAGUCAUCAUCAUGGUUCUACAUUAUUUGGUCAGCCCUUUCUUAUGACUGUACCUAGGAACAUUACUGAAGAUAAGCUGUAUAACCUACUUUUAGCAAGGAUGUGCCGAUAUGUAAAAAUAACCAGUGAAGGUGAAGAAAACGAUGCACCUUUGCACUGCAAUAAAGAACAUACUAUUAAUGGAAAUGGUCCAAACGGAGUGCAUGAAGAGGGUUCUCCAAGUGAAAUGGAAACCGAUGAACCAGAUGAUGAGUCUAGCCAAGAUCAGGAGCUUCCUUCAGAGAAUGAAAACAGCCAGUCAGAAGAUUCUGUUGGAGGCGAUAAUGACUCGGAAAAUGGAUUGUGCACUGAAGAAACUUGCAAAGGACAAUCACUCACGGGGCAGAAAAAGCGCUUGUUUACAUUCCAGUUCACUAAUUUAGGCAAUGCUGACAUCAGCUAUAUCAAAGAUGACACUCGGUACAUUCGAUUUGAUGACAGACAACUCAGGCUAGAUGAAAGCUCUUAUCUUGCUUUAGACUGGGAUCCCAAAAUGAAGAAAAAAUACUUUGAUGAAAAUACUGCAGAGGACUUUGAAAAACAUGAAAGUGUGGAUUUUACUCCUCAAAAAAAGUAUUUCAUGAAAUUAAAAGAUUGCAUUGAGCUUUUUACAACGAAAGAAAAAUUAGGUGCUGAAGACCCAUGGUAUUGUCCCCACUGUAAAGAACAUCAGCAAGCAACCAAAAAAUUAGAUCUAUGGUCGUUGCCUCCAGUUUUAGUGGUGCAUUUGAAGCGUUUCUCUUACAGCAGAUAUAUGAGGGAUAAGUUGGAUACACUUGUUGAUUUUCCUGUAAGUGAUUUGGACAUGUCUAAAUUCCUCAUCAAUCCAAAUGCAGGACCCUGUCGUUAUAAUUUAAUUGCUGUUUCAAACCAUUAUGGAGGAAUGGGAGGUGGACACUACACAGCUUUUGCAAAAAAUAAAGAUGAUGGAAAAUGGUAUUAUUUUGAUGACAGCAGUGUUUCAACUGCAUCGGAAGACCAGAUAGUGUCAAAGGCAGCAUAUGUACUGUUCUAUCAGCGGCAGGACACCAUCAGCGGGACUGGAUUCUUCCCUCUGGACAGAGAAGUUAAGCAAGAGGCUUCAGCUGCCACUGGGAUUCCAGUGGAGAGUGAUGAAGAGUCUAAUGACAAUGAAAAUGACAUAGAGAAUGAAAACUGUAUGCAUACCAAUUAAAAAUAGGACUGUGCUCACAUACAUAGGAAUAUAAAUCACCACUGAUGAACCUGAUAUCUGCCAAAAAUGUUAUUAGUUUUUAUUUUUCUGUUCUAAAAAAGGGGGAAUUUCAGCUGGCAGAAUGUAAACUGUUUUGUCUAUCUGUUCUAUUUAUUAUAUAGUGUUCCUUAAAAGGGCAAUGCAGUGAAAACCGUGACUGAUGAGUCUAUUCAGUUUAGACUUUUAUUUGCAAGAUUAAUGUCUACAAGAUUAAAUUUUCUGCUCGUUUUUGUUUCCUUACUAACUUGUAUAUCUUAAAUCCUCAGCGGUUCAGGUGCCUGUAUCUUUCUUUUUUUGAUAGCUGAGAGACAGGAUAUAAGAUUUUAACGAACCUGCCGAGCUCCCGAGGGUAAAACAGUAAUAGAUAAUGUGUGAUCGUUGGUCGUUUUUUCCAAACUCAAAAUGAUCAGCAACAUGUAACAAAACGUAUGCUUGAACCACUCCGUAAUCAAUGCAAACCACUUAACAUCUGAAUAGCUUUACUGAGGGAGAUAACAAAGGUGUUUUAGCCUUUUAAUAUACCGUUUUCAAUUUUUGAAAUCUCUUGGUUUACUUAAUGCUGUGUCAUGAGUUUGAUUCUUCAUAAUGUUGUGUCAAAAAUAAGUUUUGAUUGAAUGUAUAUUUCCCUUGUCACUCGUUGGAUUCCUGUUCUGUUUGCUGAAAAUUAGUGCAUUCUUAUGAUCUUCUGUAAGUCAAACGUUUAACAUUUUGCUGUAAAAGUUCUCCCCUUCAAAAUAUUUUAUCUGGGAGCUUUGAACUCCCUAGUUACACUGUAAAU